Molecule: messenger RNA, 2920 nt
Organism: Acipenser ruthenus (sterlet)
Lineage: Eukaryota; Metazoa; Chordata; Actinopteri; Acipenseriformes; Acipenseridae
Gene: preb
Product: prolactin regulatory element binding
Exons: 10
Coding region: 511-1794 (427 amino acids)
Biological process (GO): protein secretion
Cellular component (GO): endoplasmic reticulum membrane
Molecular function (GO): guanyl-nucleotide exchange factor activity; protein binding; GTPase activator activity
Source: RefSeq, a predicted model, not a curated record
UCAUUUGUUUUAAUUUAGUAUUUUAUUAAUUACUUCACGUAUUGUGUUCUGCAAGCAGCUGCAGUGUAAAUACUGCUAUGCAGCCAUAUGCUACAUCUUUGUUCUGAAUCGAAAAUGAUUAAGUAUGACGAUUUUACAUCAUAAUUAAACGUAUUGUGUCAUAUCUGCGUAUGUGCACUACUGCUAAUGACACGUCCUUAUACUAGCGCCUCCAUGAAAUACUUGUUUAAAGUAAGACUCUAUUAAAACGAUUGAUUGUUACAAGACAGCAACUGUAUACGUGUCUAAUCAAGUGUAUUAAAUAAUAUAGGAAGACAGGUUUAUCGAUUCCAGUUUGAAACUGCGUUCAUAGUUAAUGCAGGUAAACAACACGUCUUGGAAGGACUCGGUAUCUCUGUCACAGCCGGCUUUGUUACGACAUAUUUUGGAGUGAAAGAGUCGGAGGGGCACGAAAAGUACCUUGAUCUAGAAUUAAAAAGCAUUGCUGUACUUUGAUUGGCUGGCUGAGAUAUGGGGAGGCGGAGAGAUCCAGACCUGUAUCGUGCACCUUUUCCUCUCUACACAGUCCAGGUGCACCGAGACACUGGAUUAGUUAUCACUGCUGGAGGGGGUGGAGCCUCCAAGACUGGGAUAAAAAAUGGGGUGCACUUCCUGCGUUUGGAACGCAUGGGGGGGCAGGUGUGUGCAUCGCUCGCUCACUCCUUCGACACAGAGACCCGGGCCACCAUGAGUCUGGCGCUAGGGGGGGAUGUAAUUGCAGCCGGACAGGAUGCUAGCUGUCAAAUUCUGCGUUUCAAAGAAGAGACUGGGAAACCAGAGAUCAAACAGGAGCGCAAAACUCAGGGGAAAGGAGGUGCAAGCGAGCAAGGCCCUCGGAAGAGAAGGGUGGGGGGCAGUCAGCCUGCAGCGGGUGAUGGUGAUGGAAUGAACGAGACGCAGAACAAAACGGCUGAGAUCUCUGUAGAGAAGCUGGGGGAAGUGCAGACAGACUUCAGCGACGACGGGCUGCAGAAAAGCGUGCGCUUCAGUGGAGACCUGAGCUUCCUGGUGACAGGGGGUGCUGACGGGUACAUCCGAGUCUGGGAGUACCCAGCCAUGAAGAAGAAGCUAGAUUUCAAAGCUCAUGAUGGUGAAAUUGAAGACUUGGACAUCAGCCCUUAUAACAAGGUGGUGUCAGUGGGCCGAGACUUUGCUUGCUGCGUGUGGAAGAACGACCAGCUGGCAUUGGGACUGCACUGGAAUGAAAACAUGCCCAGCAUUCCUGACAAGAUGUACCGAUACCAGGCCUGCAGGUUUGGGAAGGUGGAAGAUAACCGCGAGGCUCUGCGUCUCUACACGGUACAGAUCCCGCACAAGCGUGACCGCAAACCCCCUCCCUGCUAUAUCACCAAGUGGGAUGGCCGGAGCUUCCUGCCUCUCCUCACACAACCUUGUGGGAAUGAGGUCAUAUCCUGUUUGGCAGUCAGUGACUCUGGGACGUUCUUAGGCCUGGGGACAGUGACAGGAUCAGUGGCUAUCUACAUCUCCUUCUCUCUACAGAAACUCUACUAUGUUGAAGAGGCUCACGGCAUUGUGGUCACAGACCUGGCCUUUGUGCCCGAGACGCAGCAUGGCAGAGAGCUUGUUGGGGACCACGAGGCAGCCAUGUUAAGUGUGGCUGUAGACAGCCGGUGUAAACUGCAUGUCCUACCAAACCGAAGAUCGUUUCCCAUGUGGUUUGUUCUUCUCCUCUGUGCUCUAAUGAUUGUGGCUGUGGUCCUCUUUCUACAGUAUGCCUUCCCUGGAUUCCUUUAGGACAAACGGAUGACUCAGUGUGCUUUACCCCAGCUCAUCAGGGCAGUGCGUUUUAUAACACCUUGCUUUUAUCUGGUCCAAGAUGUGUACUAAGCCCACAUUUGCCAUGUGAUGCAGUUGGUGUGAAACAAUUCGCCUCACACUGCCACUGGUUCAAUGCAUGUUCUGGUAGAAAAUAGGAUGACAUUCUCCUGAUGGGCAAAAGGCUUCCUGCGAAUGAAGAAAUCAUCAAAGUCAUGAAGACUGAGUUCAGUCAACAAUGCAGUGCACUAUUAGUGAAUUUUUUAUUUUGAUUUUUAGAACACACAAAAUAAGUAAAGCUAUUUCUCUUAACACUGGACAGCAUCCAUGUUCAGUAUCCACCUCCAGCAACCCUAUCUAUUAUGAUGUGUCAUUUCAAAAUAGACCGGGUCAACUAGUCCCGUUCCCUUCUGAUAAAACCCUUUAAUUAAAAGACAUCCAUGACCUACACAAACAUUGUUGUAAUUGUAAAGUUAUAAUUUAUUUUUAGUAACUGUUGUGUGUCUUGAAGGCAUCUUUUGAAUGGAGUUUUUUUUUUUUUAUUGUUUAUGAUAGACUUGGUGGCUUGUGAUAUCCAGUCAUGGAAGCACAUGUCGUAGGGGACUCAAUUACACUGAGGAGGGAGGAAUCCAGUUGACAUCCCAUUGGUGGGAGAUGUGUGUUUCUGUCUUUUUGGCCACUGCUCUGCCUUGCUGCAUAGAGGUGUUGCUAGAGGUUAGUGAGUUCAUGGUUUUGAGUCUGUUCACCAUGUUUUCAGGAGUCCUUGCAGACAUUAGUGCUGUGCCCAUGUGCAGUGUGCUUCAGUUCUGUAUUUGUAAUCUUUACCUCAUUUUACUGCACCUGUACAAAGCAAUUAUGUAUUUGUAAGGAUCCUGCAAACAUGAAAGACAAAUGAUUGAAUCAAAACCUUCAGCUUGCCUGCUGACAGCCAUCUAUGCUGCAAGUUCAUGGGAGGACCUGCAAACUAACUUUGGGGGUCUCAUUUCCCUCAGAGUUAGUGACACAGGAUCCAAUAAAUAUAUUUGUGAAAAGUUAAUGUAUUUUGGUUAAUAAUUGAUUUAAAACAUUGACAAAGCCUUCUCAUUAAAAUCUUAUAUAAUAGAAA